Molecule: messenger RNA, 1791 nt
Organism: Pelobates fuscus (common spadefoot toad)
Lineage: Eukaryota; Metazoa; Chordata; Amphibia; Anura; Pelobatidae
Product: vasoactive intestinal polypeptide receptor 1-like
Exons: 13
Coding region: 24-1265 (413 amino acids)
Biological process (GO): cell surface receptor signaling pathway; adenylate cyclase-modulating G protein-coupled receptor signaling pathway
Cellular component (GO): plasma membrane
Molecular function (GO): peptide hormone binding; G protein-coupled peptide receptor activity
Source: RefSeq, a predicted model, not a curated record
UUCUUCUGCUCCCAUUGAAAGGCAUGUGGGGACAAAUUUCACUGAUUUUCCUGCUGUUCCCCUCCAGAACGGUGAGCUCUAUGCGCCAGGAAUGUGCGUUCGUGCUACAGGUUCUGGAACGAGAAAAACAAUGCUACAAUAGAAUGAGAGUGGAGAACGAAACAUAUUCUGGUUCAACAUCUGGAGGGUGUCUGACAGAAUGGGAUGGGAUUAACUGCUGGAAUUCAGCCUCUCUCGGAGAGAUAGUGACAAUGUCCUGUCCAGAUAGUCUGCAAAUGUUCCUGAAGUCUGAAGUUUUGAUCCAAAGAAACUGCACUGAACAUGGCUGGUCCCCCCAUUCCCCAUCGUAUUUUAAAGCUUGCUUAUUUAACAGCAGCUACGACACAGACGAAAAGGCAAGUCAUUUUCAUGCUGUGAAAAUCCUGUACACUUGUGGAUAUGCCGCAUCGCUAUCCGCCCUCGUAACCGCAAUCAUAAUCUUCUCUCUCUUUAGGAAGCUGCACUGCCCCAGAAACUUCAUUCACAUGAACCUGUUUGUGUCUUUCAUCUUACGUGGCGUUGCUGUCUUUGUAAAAGACGCGAUUCUUUUUGCCGAUGAAAAUAUUGAUCAUUGCACCAUGUCCACAGCAAGCUGCAAAGCCAGUAUGAUAUUCUUCCAUUUCUCUGUCCUUUCAAACUUCUCCUGGUUGCUGGUAGAGGGGAUGUACCUACACACCUUACUUACCCUGACUUUCACUUCUCAGAGGAGGUAUUUCUGGUGGUAUAUCGUUAUUGGUUGGGGUGUCCCGGCUCUUACAAUCACAGUAUGGAUUAAAACCAGAAUUACAUUUGAUGAUACAGGAUGCUGGGAUGAUUUUGAGAACAUUUAUUGGUGGAUAAUCAAGACCCCGAUACUGUUUGCAAUAUUUCUUAACUUCAUCAUAUUUCUGAAUGUCAUAAGGAUACUAAUCCAGAAGAUCCGAUGCACAGAGAUUGGGAAAAACUACAAACAACAGUACAUGAGAUUAGCCAAAUCUACUCUUCUUCUCAUCCCUCUCUUUGGAGUACAUUACGUAGUGUUUGCUUUUUUUCCUGAGCAUAUCGGAGUUUGGCCGAGGCUGUAUUUCGAACUUGUUUUAGGAUCCAAUCAGGGUUUUAUUGUGGCUUUGCUGUACUGUUUCCUGAAUGGAGAGGUACAAACAGAGAUUCAGCGGCACUGGAGCAAGAGGCAGAGUACGUUAGAGAGCAAUGUCUUCAAUCUGGUGACCCAAGAUUUUACGGCAUAAUCUUCCUUCAGUGUGAUCUAGCCACAAUUACAUCACAUGUCCUAGUUGAGUAUUUAUAGAAUUAUUUAUAAACUGGGGACUCACAAAGUAUGCAAUUACAUAGUGUAAUUGCUCACAAUUAUAAUUAUUUAUAUUCAAGUGAGUAAGAGAAUGUAUAUUACCACAAUUAUCUGUGACAUUCUACAUUCAUCGAAAAAGCCAAGCACACCUCUCUUACAGCACUCGAUGAAGGCAGUGUUUUGACCCACAUGGGGUCCUUAUCAAGCCAGGGCCAUUGCGCCCUGUGAGUGAGUACUGACUGGUUUUGAUUGCUUACGUCAUUGUACCUUGAGCAAUAUUUUGUCUCCCAGGGCAGGACAUCUGUGGGUAAUUUGGUGUUGUUACAUCACCUCUACCCCAGCUAGACUUAGACCUGUGAGGUUAUUCUGAAUGAUUACCAUAUGGAGAGCCACUACAUUUGAUACAUGGUAUAUUUUUUCUUUAUUUCUUAUAAAAGAUGUUCUAAAUAAAAUAGCAAUGUUCCAUU